This is a messenger RNA of Endocarpon pusillum Z07020, 897 nucleotides long. RefSeq lists its product as uncharacterized. The transcript has 2 exons. Lineage: Eukaryota; Fungi; Ascomycota; Eurotiomycetes; Verrucariales; Verrucariaceae. The coding region runs from base 1 to 897 and encodes 298 amino acids. The record is from RefSeq and is a predicted model, not a curated record.
AUGUUGGGAUUGAGCAGCAGACUUACACUUCUCAAGGGCAAACGUAUCUUCAUCAAGGAUAUCAUCCAUUACUUGGUCCCCCCUGGCGGAAAGCCAGCAUCGAUUGCACCCUCUCUGCAACGCAUUAAGCGUGGAGUAGGCACAACUGGUGAAACAUCGCCGACGACCAACGGCAGAAAAGAGCCGAACGGACAAGCGCUCUGGCCUUGGCCCACAGAAGCUGAGCCUGGGAAUCCUACGGUUGUCCCAACCGAAAUGCUAGCGAGAUUCCAUUUCACCUUCCUCAUCCGUGAUCCACACUCCAGCAUCCCAUCUUACUAUCGCUGUACCGUACCACCUCUUGAUAAGGUGACUGGGUUCCACGAGUUCUACCCCUCGGAAGCUGGCUACGACGAAGUUCGCCGAGUAUUUGACUAUUUGCGCAAGUCAGGCCUCAUUCGUCCCUCUGGAGGGACGACUGAUGACUCUAUCAAACACGAGCUUAAUGGUCUGAGUACUGCAGCUGGCAAAUACCAUGUCAAUGUUUCCGAAACGGACGGUGUUGAGAUUUGCGUUGUAGACGCAGACGACCUCCUGGACGACCCGGCUAGCAUCAUCCAAGCGUAUUGCAAGAGUGUGGGUAUUCAGUAUGAGCCAGGAAUGCUUUGGUGGGGUAGUGAGGAGCAUCAAGCCUAUGCAAAGGAGGCAUUCGAAAAAUGGAAGGGCUUUCAUGAAGACGCGAUAGACUCCCAAGAGCUGAAGCCUCGUACCGAAGAGAGAAAGGUCAAGUCUGAGCCCGAGUGGGAUGCUGAGUGGAAAGAUAAGUAUGGUGCAAAAGCGGCCAAAACCAUCAGAGAGACCGUCGACAAGAACAUGGAUGACUUCCUUUACAUGAAGCAAUAUGCACUGAAGGCAUAA